Corylus avellana is the source of this 3242-nucleotide messenger RNA. Its product is annotated as heat stress transcription factor A-4c. Lineage: Eukaryota; Viridiplantae; Streptophyta; Magnoliopsida; Fagales; Betulaceae. Gene Ontology annotation, biological process: regulation of transcription by RNA polymerase II; cellular response to heat. Gene Ontology annotation, molecular function: DNA-binding transcription factor activity; RNA polymerase II cis-regulatory region sequence-specific DNA binding. The record is from RefSeq and is a predicted model, not a curated record. Gene Ontology annotation, cellular component: nucleus.
UGGUUGGUUUUUUCCAACUAAUAACAGAAAUGAACUGAUUGUUUUUGGUGUAUAUAUAGAAAUAUCAAAUUUAUACAGCCAACUGUUCUCUGUCAGAUUUAGGAUUUUUGUGAGGGUUUUUGCAUUAGGGGUAAAGGGAAAAGCUUGCCUGUCGGUUGGCGAGUUCUUUGGGGUUUGGCGUGUCUAAUUGGCAUUCUAAGGUGAGUUGACUUCGUGGGACUUCAAUUCCAGGAGGUUCUAGCACUUUGGUUCCGGUAAAGUUCGAAAAACUCGUGGUUAGAUUCAAGGGUCUGAGGAAUUUCCAGGUAAUUCGAGCUCAAAAAGACUUGGAGUGAUGUUUCUGGCGGAUUAAAAAAAAAUGGGUUUUAUUGGGGUUUUUGGUUUUUUUUGCAUUUGAUUGAGUUAUUGGAUUCCAUUGCUGUGGGUAAAGAAAAGUUCUUGCUUUGAUUGAAUUUGAAGCUUAAGGUUCUGGUCUGUUUGAAUUUGAAGCUUGGGGUUCUGGGUAUAUAAGGAAGUUGAGAGUUUGAUUGAUUUCUCUUUUUUUCUCUGUGAUUUCGUGGAUAUUGGGGCGUUUGGGGGUUUAAGGUUCUUGCUUUGAUUGAAUUUGAAGCUUGGGGUUGAGAUAAAAGGGUUUUGCAAUUGAAAUCUUUGUUCUGGGUAUACAAGGAAACUGAGAGCUUGAUUGAUUUAUCUUUUCUCUCUGUGAUUUUGUGGGUAUUUGGGUAUUGGGGGGGUUUAAGAUUUGUGACUAAGAAUUGGGGAAUAAGGAUGGAUGAAGCUCAGGGUGGUUCGAAUUCGCUGCCUCCUUUCCUUACAAAGACGUAUGAGAUGGUGGAUGAUCCCUCCACGGACUCAGUUGUGUCAUGGAGCCCGAGUAAUAAGAGCUUUGUAGUGUGGAAUCCACCGGAUUUCGCAAGGGAUUUGCUGCCCAGGUUCUUCAAGCACAAUAACUUCUCCAGCUUCAUUAGACAGCUCAAUACAUAUGGGUUUAGAAAAGUUGAUCCGGAACAAUGGGAGUUUGCGAAUGAAGAAUUUAUAAGAGGUCAGCCACACCUUUUAAAAAACAUACACAGACGAAAACCUGUUCAUAGCCAUUCAUUGCCGAAUCAUCUACAAGGACAAGGAAAUGCAUCUCCUUUAAGUGAAUCCGAAAGACAGAGUUUGAAGGAGGAGAUUGAGAGGCUUAGACAUGAGAAAGAUCAGCUUCAUUUGGAGAUACAGAGACAUGAAGAGGACCGGCGAGGAUUUGAGCUGCAAGUCCAGUUCUUAAGGGAUCGUUUGCAGCAAAUAGAGCAGCGGCAGCAAGCUAUGAUGUCUUCUGUGGCUGGAGUCUUGCGGAAGCCGGGGCUUGCCUUGAAUCUUCUGACCCAAUUGGAAAAUCAUGAUAGAAAGAGAAGGUUGCCAAGAAUCGCUUGCCUCUAUGAUGAAGCCGGCUUUGAAGAUAAUCAGAUGGGAACUUCCCAAAUUGUACCUAGAGAAAGUGGGGCAACUACUUCUGCUUUGACAUCAAACAUGGAGCCCUUUGAGCAAUUGGAGUCAUCAUUGUCAUUUUGGGAGAAUAUUGUAAAUGAUAUUGGUCAAACUUACAGCAAAAAUUCCAACGGGGAAUUAGAUGAAUCUACAAGUUGUUCUGAUAGCCCGGGUGUAUCUUGCAUACAGCUUAGUGUUGACUGCCGGCCUAAAUCCCCUGGAAUUGACAUGAACUCUGAACCUGCUACAGCUGCUGCUCUGGAGCCUGUUGAGCCUGUUGCCUCUAAAGACCAAGCAGCUGGGACUUCUACUACUAUGCCAACUGGGGUCAACGAUGUAUUCUGGGAACAGUUCUUGACUGAGAACCCUGGUUCAUCAGACACUCAGGAAAUUCAGUCAGAAAGAAAGGAAUCAAUGGCAGAAAGAAUGAAACCAAACCUGGCGAUCAUGGCAAAUUUUAGUGGAAGAUAAGGAAUGUAAAUAACAUUGCUGAGCAGAUGGGGCAUCUUACUUCAGCUGAGAGAACUUGAUAUCAUUGGAUUCCUUUUCCCGGCUUUUGAUGCCCCAGUGGCUUACAUGUAAUAAAUUUAGAGUCCAGCUCAAUUUCAGUCAGAGUAGCAGACGCAGAACUCUUUCUGACCAGUAUUAGUCUCUUUCACAGAGCUCUGAAGGCCCCGCUGAAAAAGCUAAGGCUGUAAAAGUUUUUUGAAUAUCUGUUACCAUGUUGAUAGAAGGAUGGAAGCAUAUUUGGCACCUGAAAAUCUGGUUAGGUUAAUCAGAAUAGAUACUGCUGUUGUGCUCUUCACUGUUUUUUCUUUCUCUCUCUCUUUUUUUUUUUUUUUUUUUUUUUCCCAAUUAUGCAUUUUGAGAAAAUGUUAGGCAUAUGACUGAUCUUCAUCAAAGUUGUCAAGGAGUGAAUCUGCAGAGUGCAGACGAAGCUUUGUUCUUGAUGGUAUAUGUUAAUAUUAUUAUAUGAUUAAAAACAGACAACCCAUUCUGCCAGUGUCUUAAUAAUUUGCCUUUUCAUUGUUCAGAGCCUAAAGAGCCCAUGUCUAGGAGAAAGUAUUAUUUGUUGUAGUUACCAAAUUGCUGUUCUGGUUGAUAAUUGGAUUCAACGUUGGUCCCAACUGAAUUUAGGUUGGACAUGAAUAAUCAUCAAUUGAGGCUGGCAAUAUGCAUUAUUUUUCACCAUUGUAUCUUAAUCUAAAAUCGUAUUCUAUGCCACUGCCUUAUUUAACACAUCCUUCUUAACUAGACGUUAUUUUAGGCCUCUCUAUUGAUUCUUAAUCCUCCAACUUAAAAUGAAAUUAAUUGUCUCACGGGGAUAUUAACCUGUCUCAAACCAUCUUCACGGACACUUCCUCAUCUUUUUCUUAAUAGAAGUCACCCUUACUUUGAAUGAUGUUGAUUUCUUUUUCUUAAUAGAAGUCACCCUUACUUUGAAUGAUGUUGAUGUUGAUGUUUGAAGAUAUGCUCAAAAGUUGGUACAAACAAUGUGUGCUUGCUCUCCACUACAAAUUCCAUGAUUCGUAGAGAAAGCCAUCUCCAUCUCUGAACUCUACCCAGCACAUGCCUACAUGCUCAAAACCUAGCAAUUCUGACUCUCAGAUUGUCAUAUGCUCAUUCCAUUUUCGCUUGCACUGACAAACAAAUAUGUAAUUGAAACUAUGGCUCCUUUGAAGGGGCAGAGCAAAUUUCUUCCAGAUAUGUAUCUUGUAUACAAAGGCACAUUGUAGAAAUUCUUGCUUGGAGUUGCUUACACAUAAAAAUUC